CCAAGCCUAUAUUAAAGCCUCGGCCGUGAGCGCCGUCGGCCACUGGCACAAUAUAAUCCAGAUAGAAGCAGGAGCCGAGCAGAGGGGAUUUACGUUAUUCCUGCUUUCAUUUCAGCCGUCCUUUAUUUUAUUAACCUAAAACAAUGGCAGACACGCAGGUGGACUCUGGCUCGGAUAUCUCUGCCAAGGACCUGAAAGAGAAGAAGCUGGCGGAGGAGAAGGAGAACGGCAAGGAUGCUGCCACCAACGGGAAGGAGAACGAGGAGAACGGAGAGCCCGAGGUAGACGAGGAGGAGGUGGACGAGGAGGAAGAGGAAGAAGAAGAGGACGACGGAGAAGGCGAUGAGGAGGACGAGGAGGAGGACGAAGACGAGAUCGAGGGCGGCACAAAACGGGCAGCUGAGGACGACGACGAGGACGACGAGGACGACGUCGAAACCAAGAAGCAGAAAACCGACGACGACGAUUGAUGCGUUUCCACGCCGCGCCAUCCUGCUGAACCACUUCCUGAUUCUUCACCUCUGACCGCUUUUACACGUCACAGGUGGAGGGGCUGGAGGACUGAUCUAAAGGAGAAAAAAAAUACGUAAAAUAAAAAAAAAUCCAACAUGGUCAUUAGCAAGUAGAGUUCAACAAGCAUCCACCACGUCCAACCCAACGCCCCUCCAGGCUGCAAAACCAAUUUUCUAGAGGACCCCGCCGCCUCGCCCGCCCGACGCAGAAAUCCGGCUUCUCUUCAACAACAACUCCUCCGACGGAGAAUUUGUUUGUAUUUUUAUUUACAUUUUAUAUUUUUGUACAUAUUGUUAGAAGGGGGGUCAGCUUCUCUCUCGGCAGCGAUCUCGUCAGACCAAAUCGGUGCUUCUUCUGUAACAAAAAAGAUUUUACUUGGUUGACCAUGUUACAAUAUCUCAGAUACUAGAAAACAUGUAAAAAAGAAAUAAAAAAAUAAAAACAUGAAAGGCAACCUCUUAAAGCCGUUGAACUCAGAGCAUUCCAGUAAAUUUAAUGUAUGUACUUUAGCUGUACCAUAACUAGUUUGUUUGUAUGGGAGGGUAAGGCCAAAGAAAAGAGCCUCUUUUCUUUACGUUUCUGUUUUGUUUUUUCUUUGUCAGCGAAUUUUUGUUUUUUUUUUUUGUUUUAUGACGGCCUGUUUUGAUGUAUGUGAGAAGUUUGUUGUUUGACAAUAAACCGGACUUUUAUUUUGUGAGUUGUA
Cyprinodon variegatus (sheepshead minnow) is the source of this 1216-nucleotide messenger RNA. It is a transcript of the gene ptma, whose product is annotated as prothymosin, alpha. NCBI's taxonomy places the organism in Eukaryota, Metazoa, Chordata, Actinopteri, Cyprinodontiformes, Cyprinodontidae. Bases 144 to 470 code for a protein of 108 amino acids. Gene Ontology annotation, molecular function: histone binding. The transcript is spliced from 5 exons. Gene Ontology annotation, cellular component: nucleus. The record is from RefSeq and is a predicted model, not a curated record. Gene Ontology annotation, biological process: positive regulation of transcription by RNA polymerase II; negative regulation of apoptotic process.